Messenger RNA from Desarmillaria tabescens, 1523 nucleotides. RefSeq names its product dienelactone hydrolase endo-1,3,1,4-beta-D-glucanase. NCBI's taxonomy places the organism in Eukaryota, Fungi, Basidiomycota, Agaricomycetes, Agaricales, Physalacriaceae. The record is from RefSeq and is a predicted model, not a curated record. Bases 370 to 1116 code for a protein of 248 amino acids. The transcript has 11 exons. Gene Ontology annotation, molecular function: hydrolase activity.
AGUUCACGAUCAAGAAAAAACAGUAAUCUCUUCAGUCCAUUUUUACUUCCUGACAUAAUGAAUGGAUGAUGGAAGGGUGUGCCGCCGGUAAUCUUAUAGUACAUGUUAUGUAUAAGGAGAUAUUGGAGCACGCAAUAAUGAUGCACAGGCGCAUAUCCCCAUUGCUCGCCAAUUCGGCUCUCACCCACUGUGGUUACAUACAGCCAAAACGCGUAGCCACCCGUCUUCCGGGGUUCCGUCCGAGAUCGUUGAAUGACGUUUUCGGCCGGGCACUCAAGGUAUAUUUAGCCGGGCCAUGGGUACGAUGAUCGAGUCUGUUAUAAAGCGCUGGUCGUAUCCAUCUUAUCUUCCACAUCACCGUUCCCAGCCAUGAGUUUCUGCAAGGAUUGUGUCUCAGGCGUCACCCACGAGGGUAUUCCUACAGGCAAAAUUGAACAAAUUGGUGGUGUGGAAUGCUACGUCGCAACACCCACCGUGGAGUAUCCUAAGGACAAGGUCAUUCUCUUCUUGCCGGAUAUCUUCGGAAUCAUUCUUCCAAAUGCACAGCUCCUUGCCGAUGAUUUCGCUAAAAACGGUAUGAAGACUGUCAUUCCCGACUACCUGAACGGGGAUGCUGUCUCUGCUGAUGCUAUGGGCCCUGGCAAAUCAUUUGAUCUUCCCAGUUGGUUUGUUAACCAUACUCCUGCCCAUACUCGCCCUCCUUUGGAUAAGGUCGUCGCUGCGUUGAAGGAGUCUGGAGUAACAGACUUUGGCGCUACUGGAUACUGCUUCGGAGCUCGUUAUGUAUUUGACCUCGCCUUCGACGGCGUUCUCAAGGCUGCCGUCGUAUCUCAUCCAUCUUUACUUAAGUUCCCUGAUGAUUUCGAGAAAUAUGCUGCGACUACUAAAGCGCCCCUGCUGAUCAACAGCUGCACGUUCGAUCAGAUGUUCCCACAGGAAAUUCACGAGAAAACUGAUGAGUUAUUUGCUAAGUUCUCCCCGGGGUACAAGCGUGAAUACUGGGAGGGCUGUACACAUGGAUUUGCUGUGCGUGGCGAUUUGAGCAAUCCUCAGGUCAAGGCUGGGAAGGAGGGUGCCUUUAAGGCCGCGGCCCAGUGGCUCCUUAACUACUUAUGAAUUUAUUCUAUAUGUAAGUUGCAAAGAUGAGGUGGCCGGUCACGUAUGUACAUGUACGUAUAUAGUUGGGGGAUUUAAGAAUAUCUUGUAAAGCAUUACCCCCAGCCAUUGCAUUCAGCAAAGACUGUAUCUGAGGUACUUAAAGUGUACCUUAUGAGGCGUCACGUCAUAAAUACCACAUUUAACCGGUCUUCAGAGAACAUCAUUACAGGUGACUUCUUAGAGACAAACUCAAGUAGUAGGUGACCGGUCAUCGUUGGCCUACAUUUUCAACGAAUGGAGGAAAAUACGCAAUCCACUGUAAACGCAGACUUUCUCAUAAUGUUUUGAAACCAUGGGAAGACUAGUGAGCCAGCCAUCAAAAUCUCCCGGGAAUACAUGCGUUAGCAACGAAGGGCUAUUGGGCA